Messenger RNA from Ananas comosus (pineapple), 895 nucleotides. RefSeq lists its product as uncharacterized. The coding region runs from base 69 to 680 and encodes 203 amino acids. NCBI's taxonomy places the organism in Eukaryota, Viridiplantae, Streptophyta, Magnoliopsida, Poales, Bromeliaceae. The transcript has a single exon. The record is from RefSeq and is a predicted model, not a curated record.
UCUACCAAACAAAGGAACUCCAAUUCCUCGCCCCGAUCUUUUUUUUUUUUUUUUUUUUGGCAUCCGCGAUGUCGAUCGUAGAGGCGUGUAACUCCGAUCUCCCCUUUCCCCUCUUCCGCCACAAACCCUCCGACGAAACCCUAAUCCCCCACCUCCGAUCGCCGCCGAUCGCCCUCGCGCGGAUCUCCGGCGCCGUCGAUCUCCUCGCCCUCGACUCCCACCUCGACGCCUCCCUCGCCCUCCUCGACGCCUGCAACGUCGCCUCCGCCGCGAUCGACCUCCUCCGCCGCCGCCUCCUCCCCCUCCGCCUCCUCGCCGCCUCCUCCGACUCCUCGCGCCGCGCCCGCGACGCGAUCGCCGAGUGGGCGGCGGCGCCGCGUGGACGGAUCUCGGCCGUCCGAGGGGUGAUCGCGGCGGGGAGGUCGUUGGCGGCGACGGAGGAGGUGGCGGCGGUGGACGCCGCCGUGAGGAAGUUAACGGCGGCGGUGGAUGACGGAGCGGAGACGGAGAGGCUACGUGGCGCCGUUUCAGAGGUUGGGAGGGUGACGGAGGAGCUAACGGCGGGGCUGGACCGUUUGGGGCGCGCCGUCGAUGCGGAGUUCCGUGCGGUUAUGGCUUCGCGAAACGCCGCCCUACAGAGGAUCCGAUUUGGUCCCACCAAGAAAUAUUAUAAUAAAUAAAUAAAUAAAAGAGAUUUAUUUUUAUUUUUAUUUUUAUUUUUAUUUUUAUUAUUUUUUUGGCAAAAAGAGGGUUGUUACAGGUUUGGUACAUUGUGGAAUUAAGUUGAUUGUAAAUUUUAUUUAUGCUUUGUUUUCUUUUUUCACUUUUGUAUAUAAAAAAUCUUGUUAUUAUUUUCAAGUUAUUUAAGAGUAAGAAGCAUAUAUUUUCAGAAUCA